Messenger RNA from Scomber japonicus (chub mackerel), 1786 nucleotides. RefSeq names its product heparanase-like. The record is from RefSeq and is a predicted model, not a curated record. The transcript is spliced from 12 exons. NCBI's taxonomy places the organism in Eukaryota, Metazoa, Chordata, Actinopteri, Scombriformes, Scombridae. Bases 1 to 1629 code for a protein of 542 amino acids. Gene Ontology annotation, molecular function: hydrolase activity, acting on glycosyl bonds. Gene Ontology annotation, cellular component: extracellular matrix; membrane.
AUGAAGUGUGAGUUAGUGUUGGUCUCUGCUCUCCUCUGGAUCACCGACGGGUUCCUCUCCAACUUUACCGGGACGUGUUCACCGGGACUCACGGAGCGGGCUGCCGGGGAGUCGGUGCGUGUCUCCGUGGACUUGUCCCGGCUGGUCCACCGGGUCGACCCUCGCUUUCUGUCCGUCACCAUCGAUGCCAGCCUGGCUUCAGAGGAGAAGUUCAUGUACCUCCUCAGCGCUCCGAAGGUCCGAACGUUGGCCCGAGCUUUAACUCCGGCGUUUCUGAGGUUUGGAGGAACCAGACAGGACUUCAUGGUGUUCACUCCUCAGUAUGAUCGGCUCAGCACGUUCAAUGCAGAGCGAUCCUGUGAGGAGCUGCGGCUGCCUUCAUGGCUGGAAGAGAAGCUGAAGAGAGACUGGACUCAGCAGCAGUCGGUCCUGAUGAGAGAAGACCUGCAGAGGAAAUACAAACGCCUCAAGUUCACAGAGUUCACUGUAGACCUGCUGCACUCCUUCACUAACUGCUCAGGGAUGGAUCUGAUCUUCGGGCUGAACGCUCUGCUCAGGACGGCCGAUAACAGCUGGAACAGCAGCAACGCUCGCACACUGAUGCAGUACUGUGAGUCCAGACAGUACAACAUGUCCUGGGAGCUCGGCAACGAACCGAACAGCUUUGAGAAGAAGGCGGGUAUUCGUGUGGACGGCUACCAGCUCGGUCUGGAUUUCACUCGUCUCAGAGAGAUGAUGUCAGAAUCCAAACUUUACCGCCACGCCGGUCUGUACGGGCCGGACGUGGGCCAGCCGCGAGACCACCGGGUGGAUCUACUGGAGGGGUUCCUGCAGAGCGGAGCAGAUGCAGUGGACGCUUGCACCUGGCACCAUUAUUACGUGAAUGGAAGAGACACGUCGUUGGAGGAUUUUCUGGAUCCAGAAGUUUUUGACACUCUGACCUUAAAGACCAAUGAAGUCCUGGAGAAAGUGAAGCUAGCGUCUCCGGGGAAGUCGGUGUGGCUCGGAGAGACGAGCUCAGCUUACGGAGGAGGAGCUUUAGGACUGUCGGACACGUUCGUCGCUGGAUUCAUGUGGUUGGAUAAAUUAGGACUGGCAGCCAGACUGGGCCUGGAUGUGGUGAUGAGGCAGGUGUUCGUCGGCUCUGGGAGUUACCACCUGGUUGACGAAAACCUGGAUCCACUUCCUGAUUACUGGUUGUCUCUGCUCUAUAAGAGACUCGUUGGACCGGAGGUUUUAAAGAUCGAAGCCUUUUCUAAUUUGGGCCGAAGUAAAAGAGUGAGGCUGUAUCUGCACUGCGCCAACAGGAAGAGCUACGGAGCCGGAGCUGUCACGUUGAUAUCCAUGAACCUGAGUAAGAAGCCAGCCAGGAUCUGUGUGCCGGCGCUCGCCUCCUCCAGCACACUGGAAGCUUUUGUUCUUCAGUCUGAGCAGCCGGGAGAGGAAGGCCUCUACUCCAGGUCUGUGAGACUCAACGGAGACACGCUGACGAUGGUUGAUGAUGAAACUCUUCCUGAGCUGAAAGGAGUCCGUCUGCCAGCUGCUGAACAUCUGCAGCUUCCUGCGUACUCGCUGGCCUUCUUCGUCCUCACCGAGGCUCAAGCUGCGGCCUGCAGGACGCUUCACUGAGACACGAGGACGGAGACACGAGGACGGAGACACGAGGACGGAGACGCUUCACUGAGACACAAGGACAGAGACACAAAGACGGAGACACAAAGACGGAGACACAAAGACGGAGACACGAGGACGGAGACGCUUCACUGAGACACGAGGACGGAGACAC